Messenger RNA from Sinocyclocheilus rhinocerous, 2342 nucleotides. Its product is annotated as glypican-6-like. Gene Ontology annotation, biological process: regulation of signal transduction; cell migration; regulation of protein localization to membrane. The transcript is spliced from 9 exons. Gene Ontology annotation, molecular function: protein binding. The record is from RefSeq and is a predicted model, not a curated record. NCBI's taxonomy places the organism in Eukaryota, Metazoa, Chordata, Actinopteri, Cypriniformes, Cyprinidae. Gene Ontology annotation, cellular component: extracellular region; plasma membrane; cell surface. The coding region runs from base 596 to 2269 and encodes 557 amino acids.
CCCCGUGUUUCGCGUGGCCAGCUCUCUUUGUCCGGAACUCAGCGGCGUGCUCGCGCAGUCCUGACUCUGUACUGAGAUCUCGCCGCGCGCACAAGCGACUCCUCGAUUUGCACUCUGCGUCCCGACUGCACACCAGCGCGAGAGGGGAAAACUUUCUUAAAACUUUUUUUAAUCGCAAUUUUCUCGCUUCUCCUCCUACAGAGCAAACUGCUUCGCGGAUCUCUUCAACCGAAGAAACUGGUUAAGAAGUGCCUUACCUUUACAACACUGAACAUGUGUGCGCGUGCAUAGAGCUGGACGCAGCGCAGAUUUGCUUUUGUUUUUCGUUAAAAAAAAGUCGCAACGAAGAGCGCAAAGUCUUGAGUACUUUACUGUUUGUUGUUGCUUUUGGACUCUUUUUAUUUGUUACACUCUGCGGGAUCGUUUCGCUCGGUGUUCUUCAGAGGCCCGGCUUUUAUUGCUCAAGAAAAGACACCGAUCAGAAACGCCGCAUCCUCAUGAGGAAAUCAGAAGUGCGAAUCGAAGAGAUUUCGUGACUUUACUUUUUUUUUUUUUACUUUUUGCUGCCGCGGCUCGAUUGCUCAAGCAGUCCACGAUGAAGAUGAUCGCUGUAUUUACUGUAUGUAUGUCGGCGGUGGUUUUGGCGUCGGCUCAGGCUGACCAGAAGGCAAAGAACUGCAAUGAAGUCAGAACUGCUUACAGUUCGAAGGGUUUCAACGUCAACGAUGUUCCCAACAAAGGAGUUCAUGGAAAUCAUCUGAAGGUGUGUCCUCAAGGUUUCUCCUGCUGUACUCUGGAGAUGGAGGAGAAACUGAGUCAGCAGAGCCGCACGGACGUGAAAGCCCCCGUUCAUCAGCUCAGCUCCAACCUGCAGAACACCUUCACCCAGAGACACCGUCACUUUGACCAGUUCUUCAGAGAGCUGUUGAGCAAUGCAGAGAAAUCUCUCAAUGACAUGUUCGUGCGGACCUACGGCUUGAUGUAUGUGAAGAACGCCGAGCUCUUCGAGCAUUUCUUCAGUGAGCUACGCCACUACUACAGCCAUGGGAGCAGCGCCGUCAACCUGGACGACAUGCUAGCGGACUUCUGGACGGAGCUUCUGGAGCGCAUGUUCCGACUGGUCAAUGUGCAAUAUGAGUUCAGCGACUCGUACAUGGAGUGUGUCAGUAGGCACACGGAGCAGCUCAAACCCUUUGGCGAUGUUCCACGCAAGCUGCGCCUGCAGUUGACCCGGUCCUUCAUCGCAGUUCGCACGUUCACCCACGGCCUGGUGCUCAUGCCUGAGGUAGUGGGCAAAGUCUCCACGGUUAGUGCCUCCCAGAGUUGUGUGCGUGCGGCUAUGAAGAUGUUAUACUGCCCGUACUGUACCGGCCAGGUGGCGCUGAAGCCCUGCAAGAACUACUGUCUCAACGUCAUGCGAGGCUGCCUGGCCAAUCAGGCCGAUCUGGACACAGAGUGGAAUAACUUCCUUGAUGCCAUGUUGGGUCUCGCUGAGAGGCUGGAGGGACCCUUUAACUUUGAGUCUGUCAUGGAUCCCAUAGACGUGAAGAUCUCAGACGCCAUCAUGAACAUGCAAGAGAACAGCAUACAGGUCUCACAGAAGGCGUUUCAGGGAUGUGGGCAGCCCAAGCCCAACAUGGCAUUCCGCACCCGGCGCUCUCCUAAAGACUCAGGCUUCCCCGGGCGUUUCCGACCCUACAGCCCUGAUGCCAGACCCACCACUGCUGCUGGCACCAGCCUGGACCGACUGUUGACAGAUGUCAAGAAGAAACUGAAGCACGCCAAAAAGUUCUGGUCCACCCUGCCGGACACUGUGUGUGUUGGAGAACGGAUUGCCAUCGGUGAUGAAUGCUGGAAUGGUACAGCCAAAAGCAGGUACGAAUCUGUCGUCAUAGGCAAUGGCUUAGCCAAUCAGGUGUCUAAUCCAGAUGUGGAAGUUGACAUCACUAAACCAGACAUGGUGAUUCGGCGGCAGAUAGCAGUGCUGAAGGAAAUGACCAGCCGGCUUAAGGCUGCUUACACUGGCACCGACAUCUCAUUUGUCAAUGAGGAUGCCGGCAGUGGAGAGGAAAGCGGAAGUGGCUGUGACUCGCCCCCUUGCGACAGUGACGGGGACAUCUACUUCUCCACCCCAGCACCCGCUAAACCUCGCAUUAUCAAGAUUCAACCUGACAAACAGCCCUCUAGUGGUACACGGUUGGCACCUUUCAGCCUGGCGCUGGCUGUGAUGGCACUCCUGCUCGCCCUGCUCACCCCACACACGAGAUAAGACCGGCCAAGAGAGGAACAGGAUGUGUGUUUGUACGAAUUUGAACAAGAGAGCAGAAAACUGCCAUAGGACA